This is a messenger RNA of Culex quinquefasciatus (southern house mosquito), 841 nucleotides long. Its product is annotated as chymotrypsin BI. Gene Ontology annotation, molecular function: serine-type endopeptidase activity. The annotation marks the transcript as partial. The transcript is spliced from 2 exons. Gene Ontology annotation, biological process: proteolysis. Lineage: Eukaryota; Metazoa; Arthropoda; Insecta; Diptera; Culicidae. The record is from RefSeq and is a predicted model, not a curated record.
GCUGUACAAAGAAGAUCCGUCAAGGAAAUUGAAUUUGCACCAGAUGGGAGAAUCGUAAACGGUGGUGAGGCCCAACCAGGCCAAUUUCCCUACCAAGCAUUAGUGUUGAGUUAUUUCGACGGCGAUGAAGAAGCCUUAUGUGGAGGAUCCCUCCUGUCCACGAAGUACGUGCUAACUGCAGCUCAUUGUGUGAUGUCAUUAUAUGUAGAAGGUGCCUUCGCCACGCAUGGAACAGUCAUUCUUGGAGUUCAUAAUCGUCAGCUUGAGGAGCCAUCACAGCAAAGUAUCGACUUUGCCUCAAUCAAUGCUCACAAUUGGAACAUUGCAGAGAUGCAAAACGAUAUUGCCACUAUUGAGCUUGCCACUCCUGCGGUGUUCAACGACUAUGUUCAACCAAUCGAACUGCCUGCGAUGUCCGACCAAAGAACAUUUUCCGGAAUGCUGGCAACCGUAUCUGGAUUUGGCCGAACUACUGACAUUCCUGGAUCGCCAGAAUCUGACAUGGUGAGGUAUGCGCGCAAUCCUGUGCUGACAAAUGCCAACUGCCGGGCUAUGUUGGAACCAUUUUCGGUUCAACCGCAACACCUGUGCUUGUCCGGUAUCGGAGGACGGAGCCCGUGCCAUGGUGAUUCCGGAGGACCUCUGACUAUUCAGGAGGAUGGACGCAGUGUACAGAUUGGUGUUGUGGCGUUUGUCUUAGGUGGUAUCUGUUCUGUAGGCGUACCUGUUGGCUUUAUGCGGGUAUCUUAUUUCUUGGAUUGGAUUGUGGAAAACUCGGAUGUUGUUUUGCGUCCAUAAAUUGAAGGUUUUAUAAAAUUAAUACUAGUUUUAUGUUUAUGCG